Messenger RNA from Anopheles maculipalpis, 492 nucleotides. RefSeq lists its product as uncharacterized. Lineage: Eukaryota; Metazoa; Arthropoda; Insecta; Diptera; Culicidae. The coding region runs from base 81 to 386 and encodes 101 amino acids. The transcript has 3 exons. The record is from RefSeq and is a predicted model, not a curated record.
AUUUGACAUACGGAUAACACGAAAAAAAACUACAAUAAUAAUAAAGCAGUGGUGUUCGCAAAUCGAGAAAGACCAACAAGAUGUCUCUGGGACCGUUCUUCCGCUCGCCGUUUACCGAUCUGACCGCUUCGAUGGUCAACUUCCAGCAGUACCACAAGUGUGGUGAGCUAGAGAUGGCGUCGAUCGACUGUCUGGAAGCGUACGGUACGGUGCGUGGUGCGACAAAGUGUGCCGAUCUGCUGUCCGACUUCCAGGAGUGUGCGUUCAUGGCGAAACAGAUUGCACGGUUCCGGGCCAUGCGAAUGGAAAGACAUCGUCAGGGAUGGAAUGGCGAACGCAAGGGUGAUGAAUAUUACGCCCCGCCGCCACGUGUCGAUGCCUAUUAGGAUACGAUCUGGGAGAAUGCGCUAUAGGGGAAUACGUAAAUUCCUUGUAAAUUACUAUUGAAAUACAUUCAUCCAUUACCUAGGCGACAUAAUGUGUUUUUGAAGC